AUGGUACGUCUUUCGGCAGAGUUGAUUGAUGAAGCUCAGCAAUUCAUUAAUACCAUCAAGGAUAGGGAGCUGAACUUGAGGGGUUGCAAACUUCCAGUUAUUGAAAAUAUGGGUGUGACUCGAGAUCAAUUUGAUGUUAUCGAUUUGACCGAUAAUGACAUCAAGAAGCUCGAUAAUUUUCCUCUUUUGAAGCGUUUAACUACUUUGUACCUGCACAACAAUCGAGUUCAGUACAUUCAACCUGAAAUAGGAAAAUCUAUUCCAAAUCUGAAAACGUUAGCUUUGACAAAUAACAAUUUGUGUGAAUUAGGAGAUAUCGAUGCUUUAGCAGGGUGUACGAAGCUGGAAUAUGUCACGUUUAUUGGAAAUCCCAUAAUCCACAAGCAGAAUUAUCGUGAAUAUGUCAUUUACAAAUUGCCCAGAGUUCGAGUCAUCGACUACAAAAGAGUUCGAUUGGCUGAAAGACAAGCUGCUAAGAAAUUGUUUAAGGGUAAGAAGGGUGAGAAGAACCUCAGUGCUAUCAAUCGUUCCGCUGCUCCUAAUGUUGAGGAAAAUUAUAAUGAGAAGGAGAAUGGAGCUCCACGAAGCAAGAUGAUCAAUCUCUCUGAUGAAGAGCGGAAGAAGAUUCAAGAUGCUAUAGCCAAUGCUAAAUCUCUUCAAGAAGUGGAAUACUUAAACUCUAUCCUUUCCUCAGGAAAAGUGCCAGAAAAGGGUUGGAAUCGUGCUCUUGAUCUCGUACAGAACACGGUGAAAGAGGGAGAGUUCCAACCGGAAACUGAAGAAAUGGAAACGGAUGAAUAG
Auanema sp. JU1783 is the source of this 801-nucleotide messenger RNA. NCBI's taxonomy places the organism in Eukaryota, Metazoa, Nematoda, Chromadorea, Rhabditida, Rhabditidae. The record is from the annotation of a GenBank genome assembly.